GGUUGUCGAAAAGAAAAUCACAACUACUCAACCAAACAAUAAAAAUUAUAAUUUUGCUAGCAAUCGUUUUGUGCAAUAUUUUUUAAAUUAAAAUGACAAUAUUCAAUAUGUAUAUAUUUGAUCGCUAUGGUACUCUCCUAUAUUACGGGGAAUGGAAUAGAACAAAACAAGCUGGAAUGUCUAGGGAAGAGGAGGGUAAAUUGAUGUAUGGAAUGUUAUUUUCUAUAAAGUCGUUUGUCGCAAAGAUAUCUCCAUUGGAUCCAAAGGAUGGUUUUCUCCACUACAGAACAUCUAAAUACACACUGCACUGUUUAGAGACUCCUUCAGGAUUGAAAUUCGUCAUGAACACUGAUAAUCAAGCGCAAGGUGUUCGAGAUUUACUAAAGAAGAUUUAUGCUGACAUUUAUGUGAAAUAUGCCAUCAGAAAUCCUUUGUGUGCUAUAGGAGAACCAAUCAAUAGUGAAUUGUUCAAAAGUAAAUUAGAUAGUUUCAUCAAACAAACACCAAUACAUGCAGUGAGAGCUUCCUGAUAAGUUUUUUCUGAACGAAGUAGAGAAUAAAGUUUAAAGAUGAUAUCUUAAUUUAAAUAUACGCAUCAAUUUGUCGGAAGUAAAUGGAUAAGAAACCAAAAAACACAUUGUAGCCACAUAACUUCUAGUUUCUAUAAACCAUAUUGAUUCAAAUAAAGAUUUUUGUUAAUAUCAUCAAAAAAUCAAUUUCACUUACAAGUUACUAAUAUGUUACUUUUACAUACUGGUACGAUAUUAGAUGUUCACAAGUUAUGAUUACCAGAACCAUGAACAAACUAUGUAUGUUGAGGAGAGUUGAACUUUAUAUGUCACUAAAUGUGAUAAUUGUUUUUUUUUGGAUGGAAAAAUGACAAGGGUAGUUGUUAAAUUAGUAAAAUUUUGAAGUCCACAAUAAAUUGUUGUCAAUGUUUGUAAUGUAAUUGAUGACUCAUUUUACUUUAUCAUUGUGUGAGAUGAUGGCUGAUCAAUUAAUAUUGGCAAUACGAUGCAUUCUAUUAGGGCUGAUAAUAAUGAUACUUUUUCUUGAUAGUGUUCUAACC
Messenger RNA from Chilo suppressalis (striped riceborer), 1069 nucleotides. The record is from the annotation of a GenBank genome assembly. NCBI's taxonomy places the organism in Eukaryota, Metazoa, Arthropoda, Insecta, Lepidoptera, Crambidae.